AGCCAGAGGCGGAGGGGCAAACCGCGUUGGUGGAGCCCUGCUUGGGGGUGAGAUAUCAACCCGAUCCGAUGGCGGCAGCCCCGGAGAAGGAAGCGCCUCCGCACACGGAGAAGAGGCCGCAGCUUGGCGGGGAGGGCCGCGGCGCUGGCGGCCCCAGCGCCAACCAGGCGGCGCCGGAGCCCAAGCUUUCCACCCAAAAUGGCGGCGGCCGCAGCGCGGAGUCCGGCAGCCCUGAGGAGGUGGGGUCGGCGGCCGCAGCAGAGUGUAGGGGCGGCGGGCGCGGCGGCAGUAGGAUCCUCGCCCAGGACCAGCCCAAGGAUCCCCUUAAGGUGGUCGCGGCGGCUCUGCCCAAAGGCCCCGAAGAAUUGCCUGUUAAGCGGAACUUUCAGAUCCCCAGGAAGAGCCGAGAAAAGAAAGCACUGUUUCAGCCUCUUACUGCAGGUUCUCGAGAGUUCGACGAUGUUCUAAAAAUUCUGCACUCCUCUUACCUUGAGCCAGGUUCAGUGGCUAAUUUUAACUAUAAACGAGCAAGCUUGAUUCAUAGUGAGCUUUUGGAAAAGGAGUUCACAGAAAAACGGAGAGAGCUGAAAUUUGAUGGGCGUCUAGAAAAAGAACUUGUAGAAUCCUAUGCGUUUCUGAUGGUUGAUCGGCCUCAGGUGCAAAGUAUAUGUGAAAAAGGCUUACAGGUGGGACAAUCCAAAGUAGCAAUUCUUGGCAACCCAUCCAUGGGUAUUUACCUUUCCAAGUAUGCUGACUUAUUACAAGCUAAUCCUUUGGAACCUGGAGCAACGGGUGAUGUUGUUGUUUUUAAAAUAAUAAAGGGGAGAAUGAAAAGUGUAUAUGAUCACAUGGGUGUAAAAAAUCUGGAUUCAACAGUGACUAAAAGUGCUUUGGAUCCAACACCGAAGCAUGAAUGUCACGUGUCAAAGAGUGGUAAUAGAAUUACUUCACUAUUGGCUUACAGAGCAUUUGAACUUACUCAAUAUUAUUUUUAUGAGUAUGGUUUUGAUGAGCUCAGACGCAGACCAAGGCAUGUUUGUCCAUAUGCCGUUGUAUCAUUUGCUUAUAAGGAUGAUAUCGUACAAGGUCCAAAGUUUUUGCCCUCAUCAAGAUCAGUCAGCUUUAAUUCAGAUAGAAGUGCAGAUAAACCUAAUUACACCUUGUGGAGGGGACAGCUCUUAAAUAAAGGGAAACUUUUGUGCUCUGCUUCCUUGAAGUCAGCAACCCGUGCUUUCCUACCCUUCAAGCUUCCUGAGAAGCUAAAUGUUGACACUAUUAUGAGCAUUGAACACCUGAAACAGAAAAUUCCAUCAGAUCUGUUUUAUAAAGAAACAUACCUAGGUGCAAAGGAAGUAUUGAAGAGUGGAAUGUAUUGCAGUCUUUAUGAAGUUGUGGAAAAGACAAGAACUGGAAGUAACUUGGAGAAUUUAAUUCAAAAACUAGAGAAAGAAAAAUUAGUCCUUGUUAGACCGCUAGGAGACAGAGGCUAUCUUUUCUUUCUCUCUCCUUGUCAGAUGCCUUCUCCAUAUGAGCAACCGAACACCAAGUCCCACAUCUUACAUGCAUUGUUUCUCUUUCAAGAGCCUAGAGGUGUAGUGAAUCCACUGAAAGGUUCAGCUAAACCAGAACCAUAUCAACACAAUGAGGCUAUACCAGACAUCACGAAAUGUAUUCAAGCCAUCCAUUUUGCCUUAAUUCGGUGUCGUAAGGACACUUCAGCCGAUUUCAAUGUUGUUGUAGCAAAAUAUGUAAAUGAAUAUUUUAAGGGAUGCUUUGGUUCUGAUAAGUAUAGAGAAUUUGUCAUGUAUCCAUAUGAAUCACGGCUGGAUGAUAGAAAAUUCUUAUAUUCUGCACCAAAAAACAAAUCCCAUAUUGACAGUUCCUUGCGUAACUAUAUCUUUGGGUCUGAUGCUUAUCAACUUCGUGUUGACAAAGUAAAAGAACUGAUGGAAGAAAAUAAGAGAGUCCAUCAGUUCAGUCCCAUUUCAGAUUAUGAAGGCACAGAAGAAAAUGACUUUUCAAAAAUUGUAUCUCGCAAAAGAAAUACCUCCAAAAGUGAAAUUGAGAAAGAUGCAAAGCGGAAGCCAUAUUUUUGUGGGGAUUAUGAUCAGGAAAGGCUCAAAGAAUUGAUAAACUUAAUUCAGUGUAGGAAAAAAAAAUCAGGUGGAGAAUCUGAUACAGAAGAUAAUAGGAACCUAAGUGGUAUGAAGAGGAAACUGGAAAAUCUUCCUGAAAAUGUGAGGAAGCUCCAAAAAACGGGUGAUUUGUCAGAAAGCUGCCGCCAGUAUGAAGGGGGCUGUUCAUCAGACUCUCCACAGUCUGUUUUCUCACUUAUCAGUGGACUUGGCGGACACGAUACCGACAUGAGACAGCAAGAUAUUUCGGACUCUGGCGUUACUGACACACAUGGACUAAUUAAAUUGCUUUUAGAAACUUUAGCUAAUGGAGGACAAUUGGAUUCAUCUCUGGCCCGUUCUGUCAGCCAAGCCUUAGGAUUGAGUGCCGAUGAGUCAUAUGAAGAUCUGAGGCAAAGAUACGAAUAUGAACCUAUUCCUAUGAAGGAAAAUGAAGAAUAUGGACAGCUUAGUGCUGCAAAAGUGGAAAAUGUGAAUUUUAAGGAUCCACAUUGCUCAGAAAUGUUGGAAACUGAUACAUUGUGUUUGAAAUAUCCCAUUGAUGUUGACUUAAGGGUUUCUUCCAGCAAAAUAGGGACCGAACUUAUUCCGCAGUUGAAAGAAGAUCCAAAUUCUGGGAGCGUGAGUAGUUUUGAUAGCUACAGUCCAUGUCCUAAUACACCUGUCGAACACGGAUACCAUAGGCAGCAUUCCAGCUCAAAUAAUGGAGAGGCUGGGAUGCACUGGAAAUUAAUUCCAAUUACAGGAGGGACUGGAAGAAGUCCAGAGGAUCAACUGGGAAAGCAUGAUGAUAACCAAACAUCAGGUAUGAAAUCACCAGAGGAACAACUGGUUUAUCUGCCACCAGAAGAUGCCUUUCCUAAUGAUCCCCGUGUAGUAAAUAGACAAAGAAGUUCCGAUUACAAGUUUCCAUACUCUCCAUUUUCAGACACACUCAAAGGGACAGUGGAAGAUGGAGUGUCCACAAGUCAGGUGGAGAAAGUUGAAGAACAGAGUGUGCUAGCAACAAAACAUCCUUUUGUAGUUUCCCAGGGCCCGAGGGGAACAAUAAAGAAUAUAAUGCUAGAAGAAUAUAAUGUCUUUUCAAGGAAGAUUGAAGAAUUUUUGGGGCAAAAUAAUACUCCAAAUGUCAAAAGGCUAUCCACACCCAGCUUUUCGGCCCAAGGAAGAGCAUUAAAAUUUUCUAAGUCUAUGUAUUCCCAGGGUUCUGAUGUUGGGGUGCAGCAGUAUGUAAAUAGCUUUCAUGAGAAACUGAAUGAUAUUGUUACCCUGCCAACACCCUACCAAAGAAAUAUACCACCAGUCAAUAUUAGUACUGAACAAACCCAAAAUGAAGUUGCUGAAUUGCCACUGAGCCCUCCAAAAGGCCUGAUUGUACAAGUUUCAUCAAGUGAUAAUAACACCACGCUGGUACCAGGGCCAUUUGAUAGUGAUGGUGUGAAAGAUCUCGAGGCUAGCGAGCAGCCUUCCUCCACAACUCUGGGUUUAGCUGAAGUAGAACUGGAUCAGGUAAACAAUACCACAGACAUAAUAUUGACUUCAGAUGCCACUGCACCCAAUGAGGUUUUUCUGGAACCAACAGAAAAAGAAACACCAAAAUCACCUGAUAAUUUAAGCAUUUCUACUCAACCAGCUCUGUCAGAUUUUAUAAGCCAGUUGCAACCUGAAGUGUUUAACAGCUUGGUCAAAAUCAUUAAAGAUGUGCAGAAAAACACAGUGAAAUUUUACAUUCAUGAAGAAGAGGAAAAUAUUCUUUGUAAAGAAAUAAAGGAAUACCUUACCAAAUUAGGAAAUAUGGAGUGUCAUCCAGAGCAGUUUUUGGGAGGAAGAUCAGCUUUAGAUAAGCUGUUGAUCAUCAUCCAAAAUGAAGAUAUUGCAAGUUUCAUCCACAAGAUUCCUGGCUUAGUUACUUUGAAGAGGCUAUCUUGUGUCAGUUUUGCUGGUGUUGAUAGUUUGGAUGAUGUGAAAAACCAUACAUACAAUGAGUUGUUUGUCUCUGGAGGCUUUAUUGUGUCCGAUGAAUCUGUUCUUAACCCAGAAUCUGUCACAGUUGACAACCUCAAAAAAUUCCUGAUGUUUCUUGAGGAAUUAAAUACUCCAGAUGGCAAGUGGCGAUGGAAAAUACACUGUAAGAUGCAGAAAAAACUCAAGGAACUUGGCAGAUUGAACACUAAGGCCCUAAAUCUCCUGACACUUCUGAAUGCCUAUCAGAAGAAAUAUCUGGUUGAGAUUCUUUCAUACCAUGACUGUGACUCUCAGACUCGCAAUGCCCCUGAACUGGACUGUCUCAUCAGACUUCAGGCCCAGAAUAUACAGCAAAGACACGUUGUCUUCUUGACAGAAAAGAAUACCAAGGCAUUUUCAAGUUAUGCUGAUAGUGGAAUAGUAGUUGCAACACCUGAGGACUUCAUGCUAAACUUUAAAAGUCUCGUGGGAUACCACAAUUCUGACACCGGAGAAAACUGCCUUCCCCUACAUGGUGCUAAUGAGAGUCUUGAGCCUCAGUCAGCUCUUGUAGAAAGCGCCGAAAAGGACGAAGAGGACAUGUCUCUGGAUUCAGGGGAUGAAAUCUCUCCCAUAGAAGUGUGCAGCAGUUCUCAUUCAGAAGGAUUGGAGAUAGGCACCAAUGGAUCACAUGCAACCAGUCAGAAAGAGUGCUCUCCAACUGAAUUGCAGCUGCCAACUGAUGAGCAAAGAAGUGUGUUAGAGGAAAAGACUCCUAAAAUGGAUUCAGACGAGAUGCCGCCAGUUACUCCUGUUGCCAGAGCAAGCUCUGAAGGAGACAACUUUGAGGUUUACCCCAGUAGACAAUUAAGCAUGUCCCAUCAGUUCAGCCAUCUUAAUGUGCUCACUCAUCAGACUUUUUUGGGAACGGCAUAUCCUGUGUCAAGCCAGAGCCAAGAAGGUGGGGAUUACUUUUUAUCUGUUUAUAGUCAAAACUUAGAUUCCAAUAAACCAUCCUCUCCGGCUAGCUGAGAUGUAAAUAAUGAACCUUCAAGGCCAUAGUCAAGGCAAAAAUAAGCGCAAUUGCAUUUUUAAUAGGCUGUUGUGGAAUUUUUCUGUUUCAUAAACUUAACAGUUUAUAUUCUCUUGAUGAAAUAUUUCAUGUUCUCAACUAUUUUCCCGUCUUAUUUAAGUCACGAUAGUCUGUAACCGUGAAGCAUCUGCAAAUUUAAAUAAAUAUAUAUUUUUAACAUUUAUUGUAUUGGAAU
Tachyglossus aculeatus (Australian echidna) is the source of this 5347-nucleotide messenger RNA. RefSeq names its product transcription activation suppressor (gene TASOR). Gene Ontology annotation, cellular component: heterochromatin; nucleoplasm. Bases 69 to 5111 code for a protein of 1680 amino acids. The record is from RefSeq and is a predicted model, not a curated record. Gene Ontology annotation, biological process: protein localization to heterochromatin; negative regulation of gene expression, epigenetic. Lineage: Eukaryota; Metazoa; Chordata; Mammalia; Monotremata; Tachyglossidae. The transcript is spliced from 25 exons. Gene Ontology annotation, molecular function: chromatin binding.